Messenger RNA from Ceraceosorus guamensis, 2157 nucleotides. RefSeq lists its product as hypothetical. NCBI's taxonomy places the organism in Eukaryota, Fungi, Basidiomycota, Exobasidiomycetes, Ceraceosorales, Ceraceosoraceae. The record is from RefSeq and is a predicted model, not a curated record. Bases 360 to 2084 code for a protein of 574 amino acids. The transcript has 6 exons.
UACCGCGCGUGGCCAAAGCGGCGCUCUGCAACCCACCAGCCACUCCGGCCAGCCAUCUGAGCGCCUCGACGCAGCAACCUGUCUACGGCCCGGUCAGCUGAACUGUCCGCGAAAGUCGCGCCGAGGCCCACCUUUAUCUAGCCACAGUUGCCCCUGCGAGAAGCCUAUGGAUCGCGCCUCGUAGUAGACCACACAUUCCUCAAGGUGUCAGUUCCGAGAAUCGUAUAGCCGGAGUCAUACAGCCUCGGCUGGUCACGGGAAGUCAGCAACCUGACCACCAGGUGACCCAGUCUCCUUCGUCAUCUGCCUGCGACGUCGGGCGGUCUUGUGAGAAGCUGCCAUACAGAGUCCUCAGCGUCAUGUCGUACGCCGAUCACUACAAUCGAAGCUCCGCAAGUGGCUCCUUGCAGCAUUCCAGGCUUGCUGGCUACAGCUCUAGCGCUCCAUACUCGGCUUGGGGCGACUCUACCAGGCCUAAAGGAGGGCAUUCGACAGCACUGGACGACCGGCGGUACACGAACAACGCCAGAGCCGCUAAUGGGUACCAACGCAGCGCUGGCCCAAAUGCAGCCGCCGGUUCGGCGUCAGCGUCUGGACACUCGUACCAUCUUCCGACCAGCGGAAACUACGGUAAUCACAGCUUUCCCUCGCCUGCCACAUCUGCCACGUCAAGCGGCAGCAGCCUUCGCACCCCGCCUGAUCUGCUGCUGAAUGGCGCUGCGCUGGCUACUUCGUGGAAAUCGGUCGACAAGCAAAAGCUGCACAACAACCUUACUGUGACGGACAUCGAGAAGCGCUUGAAGCUGAUGGCGAAUUUACCAACGGAGCCGAUCUCAGGAGAGCUGCCCACGCCGCCAUCAUCGCCGCGUCUUCAGGCUCGUGACAAGACACAGGACAAGGCGAGAGCUAGCGGUCGGGCUUCCGCUGGCACGAAGGAGGCGGCUGCUACCGAGAGCGGCACAACCAAGAAGCGGAAGGUCAGCACGCGAGCAGAUGAUGUUGGAGCGCAGACCAAGGAGAGGAGGCUCUCAGAUUCUUCAGAUGAGACUUUUUCGCGAUCAAAACGAGAUGAUCAAAAUCAGAGCAGGGACAAGAAGGCGGUCGCACCACGGUCACUUCAUCGCAGCCUCGAAAUCAUUCUUCCGCUCGAUCGUCGAUGGGACAAGGACCUCUUCGUAUCGACUGCUGCGUCCUUUCGCGCGCGUGGCAGAUCAUUGAAGCAUCAGGGAGACCAAAGACUACGGGAAGAGUCUACGAUGCGCAUCGGGAGCAGCCCUUCGAGCGCCGCUUGCAUCGCGACAUUUGAGCAGAUGGACGCCGUCUUGCUGUACGUAUACAGCUUUUGGUGCGAGGACGAAGCAGCGACUAUCGACACUGGCACCCCAGGCGUUAUCAUCGCCGCGAAUUGGAACACGAUCUUUGGUCUUCUGAAGUACGUUUGCGAUUGCCAGGAACGCAACGGGUUUCCCGCCCUUGCAGGACUUUGCCGUCUCAUUGAGGCGCUAGUUCUGCGGAAGGUCAGCGACAACGAGAAUCGUUUGCUUCAGCGUCGCCUCGCCAAGCUGGUGGCAUCGUCUGCUGCAAUAGCAAAUACUGGCUCAACCUAUGUCGCGGCAGGACAAAGUCCAUCCACCCCAUUCGGAGACACAGCAGCGCCAUCACCGGCCUCUCAUCAUUCCGCAGAAGUCCCACCGGGGGAUUUGUCGUCCGCAAUUGCCGAUAUCUCUAGUAUUAUGCGCAAGACGGUCGGCGAGUCGGAACGGAGUGCCAGGCUCUUCGCCCAAGCUAGAAAUGCGCUGUCACCGUCCACCUUGCAGGAUUCCUUCCCAGACGUCUGGCAAGCUUGCCUGGCUUCCUCGACCGUCAUCGAGCCCGUAAGAGACGCCCUGCGCUUGAAUCCGGAAGGAUUUGGCUCAUCGAGUUGCGUCACGGACGAUGCUCCUAGUGCUCGAUGGGCGUGGCCACUGGACCACGUCACCCCUCUCCCACAUUACGUCAACUUCGGUCGCGCCCUACUCCGUGAAGCGGCAGCCCGGAAGAAUCUCAAAUUCCAGCUAGCUGCGAUCACUUCCCAUCGAUCUUGAUGCCUUGCAUGCUGCACAACGACACGCUUGAUGUGUCUUAGGCACACUGCAAUCUGAGGACAGCACAAUCAGC